AUGGCGCCGAAGCAGGCGACGCUGGGAAAGUUCUUCGGAGCGAAGGGAUCCAAGCCUGAGCCUCAGCAGAGCAAGCUGAGCUUCGCCACCAAGGCGGCCCCGAAGAAAGAUGUCAAAAAGGAGGACGAUCCCGUGGAUGUCGCCAUUACGACACGGCAUUCCCCUAGCAAGCCACGGAAACGUACCAGAAGCCCGAGCCCAAAGGUCAAGAAUGAGGUCGUCGAGGAGGAGGAAGAUGAUGAACCUGCCACAAAGAGGCCGCGCAGAGGCCGCAAACGUGUCAUCGAGGACGAAGACGAAGAUGAAGUGAUGGAUGAAGCUCCGACCAAGUCACCUUCAACGUCACCGAAUACUUCCAAGGCCAGGAAGAACAGUCCAGUGAAGUCCGCGAAGGCUGCAAAGCCUAACUCUGACGCACCAAAGACGUCCCGAUCGAGGAGAGUAACCAAGUCUCCUAUACCUGCACCUGCCGUCGAGUACGAAAAGGGGGAUACAACGGAGUCUGCGUCCGAAGACGACGUUGUUGAAGAUGACGAAGAGGAGGCCAAGCCUACGGUAGCGAAAAAGACCUUGGAAAAGGUGCAGAUGAAACUGAAGACCCAAACAAAGAACCCAUAUCCCGACUGGAAGGCGGGCGAACCAGUUCCCUACGCCGCACUCUGUACGACGUUCUCCCUCAUCGAGCUCACGACCAAGCGGCUAGAGAUCAUGGCUCAUUGCUCUCUGUUCCUUCGGCAAGUUCUGCGUUUGACCCCCGACGAUCUUCUUCCCACUGUUCUGCUCAUGAUCAAUAAGCUGGCUCCUGACUAUGCUGGCAUUGAGCUGGGCAUUGGGGAGUCGCUCAUCAUGAAGGCCAUUGGCGAAUCUACGGGACGAAGUCUCGCAGUCAUCAAGCAGGACCAAAAGGAGAUUGGAGAUCUUGGUCUUGUUGCCGUCAAGAGUAGAUCAACGCAGCCAACCAUGUUCAAGCCCAAAGCUUUGACAAUACGAGGAGUUCACAAGGGUCUCAUGGGCAUCGCUACUGUUUCCGGGAAUGGUGCCCAAGGCCGGAAGGUGGACGCCAUCAAGAAGCUACUGUCAGCAGCCGACUCUCAUUCCUCCGGAAGGGUGGACAUCACUAAGGAUAAAGGCGGUCCCAGCGAAGCCAAGUAUCUUGUCCGGUUCCUCGAGGGCAAGCUUCGAUUGGGACUGGCUGAGAGGUCUGUUUUGGUAUCUUUGGCUCAAGCUGUGAUAUUCCACGAGGCCGACGUCAAAGGUCAGGCACCCAAGACGACAGACGUAGAGCAAGCCGAAUCCGUUCUCAAGACAGUCUACAGCGAACUCCCGAGCUACGAUGUCAUCAUCCCCGCCAUGGUGGAACACGGCAUCAUGAACUUGCGCGAUCAUUGCAAGCUGCAGCCCGGCAUACCCCUGAAGCCCAUGUUGGCGAAACCGACGAAAGCUAUCACUGAAGUUCUUGACCGCUUUGAAAACCAGACCUUCACCUGCGAGUACAAGUACGACGGUGAACGAGCGCAGAUCCAUUACGUUGCGAAGUCUGCGGAUGAGGAGAUUUGUCAAUCUUUACCGGGGGCUACGACAGCUGCGGCAGACGGUGUUGCCGCCAUCUUUUCCCGUAACUCGGAAGAUCUGUCCAAGAAAUACCCAGACAUUCUUGCCAAACUUCACACUUGGGUCAAGGCGGAUACGAAGAGCUUCGUCCUUGACUGUGAGACAGUUGCGUGGGAUAUCGACGAGAAGAAGGUCCUGCCUUUUCAGCAGCUGAUGACGCGGAAGAAAAAGGACGUCAAAAUCGAAGAUGUCAAGGUCAAGGUCUGCGUUUUUGCGUUCGACCUCCUCUACCUCAACGGCGAGGCCAUUGUCGAAAAGUCACUCAGGGAGCGUCGUGAGCUCCUGUUGAAUGCGUUUACACCGGUGGAAGGUGAAUUCGCCCUUGCUACACACAUGGAUGGACAGGAACUGGAGCAGAUCCAAGUGUUCCUCGAUGAGAGCGUCAAGGCGUCCUGCGAGGGUCUGAUGGUGAAGAUGUUGGACGGCUCGGAGAGCGGGUAUGAGCCCAGCAAGAGGAGCCGAAACUGGCUCAAGAUCAAAAAGGAUUACUUAAGCGGCAUCGGCGACUCGCUCGAUCUCGUAGUAUUAGGUGCAUACUACGGUAAAGGGAAGCGUACAUCUGUCUAUGGCGCGUUCCUCUUGGCAUGCUAUAACCCGUCGUCCGAAUCGUAUGAAACUGUCUGCAAUAUCGGCACGGGAUUCUCCGAGGCCGUUCUCGAGGAGCUGCACAAGCAGCUCUCGGACAUUGUCAUUGACCGGCCAAAGCCGUUCUACGCACACUCCUCGGGCGGGCAACAUCAGCCCGACGUGUGGUUCGAGCCUCGUUACGUCUGGGAGGUCAAGACGGCCGAUUUGACGCUCAGCCCGCGCUACAAGGCCGGGUGCAAAGAAGGAGUCGACCCUGGCGGCGAGAAGGGAAUCAGCCUGCGCUUCCCGCGCUUUAUCAAGGUGCGCGACGACAAGAAGGCCGACGAGGCUACAUCCAGUCGCCAGGUGGCCGAGAUGUAUCGCAAGCAGGAGAGCGUAACCAAGAGCAAAGGCCCCGCGGUGGAUGAUGAUUUUGAGUAUUAA
This is a messenger RNA of Colletotrichum orchidophilum, 2622 nucleotides long. RefSeq names its product DNA ligase I. Gene Ontology annotation, molecular function: DNA binding; DNA ligase (ATP) activity; ATP binding. The transcript has 5 exons. Gene Ontology annotation, biological process: DNA recombination; DNA repair; lagging strand elongation. Gene Ontology annotation, cellular component: mitochondrion; nucleus. The record is from RefSeq and is a predicted model, not a curated record. The coding region runs from base 1 to 2622 and encodes 873 amino acids. NCBI's taxonomy places the organism in Eukaryota, Fungi, Ascomycota, Sordariomycetes, Glomerellales, Glomerellaceae.